Messenger RNA from Exophiala viscosa, 723 nucleotides. RefSeq names its product transport protein particle component. The record is from RefSeq and is a predicted model, not a curated record. NCBI's taxonomy places the organism in Eukaryota, Fungi, Ascomycota, Eurotiomycetes, Chaetothyriales, Herpotrichiellaceae. Gene Ontology annotation, biological process: endoplasmic reticulum to Golgi vesicle-mediated transport; regulation of GTPase activity. The transcript has 2 exons. Gene Ontology annotation, cellular component: cis-Golgi network; trans-Golgi network; TRAPP complex. The coding region runs from base 1 to 723 and encodes 240 amino acids.
AUGGCCGCAAUCGCAGCACCUCCCACAGACACCCUCACCGACACAGCGGCUUUAGUGAAUAUUUCGGCCUUCGACCUCCUCCUGAUCGAACUAGUCCCUCUCGCCGAGCGCAUGGCCCGCAAUUUCGAAGCCUCGAUCGAUCGUCCUGCGCCUGGUAACCCUACAAAGCAACAGCGCACCACCUCGAUCUCGUCUGCUGGCGCCGGCGCUGUCACGGCGGCAAACCCGAACCCGGCACCGACGUCGACGUCGGGCGUUAGUGCUGGCGCGACUGCACCACCGCUCGCAGCAGACGGUCUGCCGGAAACAGAUAUCUUCCGCGACAGCAUGUUCGUGCGUCUCGAACGUCUGGGCUUUCGCGUGGGUGAAGGUCUGACGGAACGCUUUUCGCGGGACAGACCCAGAUUUACGGAUCAAUUGGAUGUCAUCAAGUUCUUGUGCAAGGAUUUGUGGACGGUGGUGUUCAAGAAACAGAUUGACAACCUCAAGACGAAUCAUAGAGGCGUCUUCGUCCUUACAGACAACAAAUUCCGACCUUUCUCCAGAAUGAGCAUGACUACACACACCGAAGCUAUCGCCAGAGCCCAACCACACCUCUACUUUCCGUGCGGCAUCAUUAGGGGCGUGUUGUCCAGCUUGGGAAUUAAAGCUACUGUGCAAGCUGAAACGACGGAAUUGCCGUUCGCGACAUUCCAGAUCAAAACAUCACAAGCAAAAACAUGA